UGUCCCAAGGUGGACGUUCCAUCAGGGGCAAAUGUUCGUGUUUAUACAUUUUUUCCCAGUCUUACUUUAAUAUUGACACAUUAUUUACUCCAAACUGAGUUACAAACCCGAUAUUCUUGUUUAUAUUUAGGAUAAUACGUGUUUUGUACUCGAAACUAACAAGCUGAUCAACGUCUAAUGCACAGGUAUCAUAGUGCGAGCUUGUAAGUAAAGAGAUUUGGAAAACCAUUGAUCAUCGCUGCGUCGGAUGUCAGGGAGAUUCUCUCCCGUUAUACUGAAAGCAUGCCGCGUGUUAUAGAAAUCGUAAAGAUAGAACAUCCCGUUCCGUCAGGGAAUGUCGAGGAGGCUGUUGAACUUUUGUUUGGCGACUCACAAAACGAAAAUGCCAUACAGGCUGCAGAUGCUCAGGAGGAGAAUGAGCUACUCAAUGGACAGUCUGCAUCACACGAAGCAGAUCAUAUAAUUGAAAUUAUAACAGACUACGAAUGUGUGACCUGUCGUCGUAUAUUCAAAUCGGAAGAUUUGCUAAAGGACCAUUUGGAUGUAUGUCGAGACGAGGAUGACCGUUCAGAUGCUUUAGAAAUCGGGCAAAUAACUGGCUAUGAUUCAGACGACGAAGAGUACGUCGAAGAACCAGACGACGUUGGCACAAAUUCAGACGGUGGCAAUACACUGAGAAACAACAAUCUUGCUGCUGCGAUAAAACCUGUGUCCGUCGAUAAGUGCCAUUGUUGUGGAGAGGAUUCGUUAACGGCACAUACAGACGGAUGUUUGAAAUGCGAUCACUGUGAAUUUUCUUUCAAAAAACUUUCUGCUCUGGAAAGGCACAUGGUCGUGGUUCAUUGGAUCCAGCAAAAUUUCACUUGCAAAGUGUGCGACGUUGCAUUCGCCAAUAAGAAAAGUCUAACCAAGCAUCAUUACACUGUUCAUGCUAAACACCAAGUCUUUAAGUGUGAACGCUGUGACAAAUAUUUUUCAAGGAAAUAUCAUUUGGAUAGACAUGUUAUGCAAACUGGAUGCGACGGCGUAUCUCGCGCUGGAUUUGCUUGUCAAGUUUGUCACAAGGAAUUCACACGCAAGGACAACUUACGAGAACACUUGCGUAUGCAUGCAGGAGCGCCACAGAGACAGAAAAGACAGGCAUGUGCACAUUGUCCAAAGAAAUUUUACACCAAUCAACAAUUAGUUAUUCAUGAGCGUACGCAUACCGGAGAACGCCCCGUUGCAUGCGAUCUGUGUCAAAAGAGUUUCCAGUCACUUCCAGCCAUGAAAAAACAUCGACGUGUUCACACGGGCGAGAAACCAUUUCAGUGCAAAUUCUGUGAAAAAAGAUUUGCGGCACGUGAAACUUUGAAUCGCCAUCAUCGUACACACACGGGAGAUAAACCACAUGUAUGUCAGUAUUGUGGUAAAACAUUCAUACAAGCAGUUCAGCUGCGAGCGCAUGUAUUUCAUCACACAGGCGAACAUGCAUUUUACUGUGACAUUUGCGGCAAGGCCUUUAAUCGUAAAACCAGGCUAACAGUACACAUGAGAUUCGUUCAUCAAGGAGCUGCACCAUUUGAGUGUGACUUGUGCAAAAAGUCUUUCAUUCGCAAAGAGGACCUUUCAAGACAUUACGUUCUUCAUACUGGAGUUAAACCACACAAAUGUGACAAAUGUUCGAAAAGAUUUGCAGUCAAGUCGGCGUUACGUGUUCAUAUGAAUACGCAUAGACGUGAGAUGCCACAGUCUUGCGACGAAUGCGGACGUGCAUUCAUUAGACAAGAUUGCCUGAUGCGGCACAUGCGGACGAAACAUCGAGAUAUGCUGGAAGAUGCUAUGGCGGAAGCUGAGAAGCGUCGCUUGCAGGAACAGUUAUGUAAAAUUGCUUCUAGCGCAGCUGCAAAGACAAAAAGUGUUGGAUCAAAUGUCACUCUAUCUCAAGAUAAAUUACUCAAAGCUAUCGUUGAUCUACUCUCGUUGCUUGUUGAAGAAGAAACAUUACAGGCAUUCGGUUGGCCCAAAGCACCAAUUCAAGAUGUCCUGGAGGCCGUAAUUAAGCGUUGUGGUCAUCAACCCAUUCCAUCGGACAGUGAUUUACUAUUUGCUCAGCGCUUAAGAGAGAAUGUAAAGAUAUUAUUCACAGUUGUGAUCGAGGAUGAAACUGUUAAAUCAUUAUUGACAUCACAAACUGUUGACGAGGUAAUAUUACACGUUUUAAAGUUAUCCAAAGAAAAAUAGGUAAUACGAUGGUUCAAAAAAUACUGAUCAGAAGUCAUAAAUUGCUUGAAUAUUUCAGUACUUUCAUACUUAACUGUUUUUUGUGAUUGUUGAUUCACAAGUUUAGUUACGUGCGAUCGUUACAGAACAAAAAUUUUCAACGAAUAAAUUUCUCUACCAUUUCGAACCAAGGUGCACUUUUUAGUACGCUAUGGACAUCUGUGUAAAAAAUAAGUAUGAUAAUCGUGGCAACUUUGGAUAUAUAGUGAUUUUUAUUAUCGUUGUAAGCUAUGCAAAGUUGAAAACGAUAAAUGAUAAUUGUUUCCUAAAAAUAUUAACAAGGUUCUGCUAAUAAUUAUCAAUUUCUGAGGUUUGCAUCCCCCCACAAAUUAUAAGUUGGCAUAGUAAGCAACUCUUUAAUUCUUUAGUAUAUUGUUAGUUACUCUGUACAUUGCGUAAAGUAAAAAUCUUUACAAUUGUUUUAGAAUAUGAAAACUUCAUAUUCUGUAAUGCCGUAGGUAUUAAAUUUGUCUAUGUUAUUGAACAAAUUAUGAAAUUUACAAUAAACUCAUAAAUAGGCAUGUCAGGUUAUCCAAAAGCCACACAAAUACUCUAAUAGAACGAUUAUAGAAUUUCAUUACUUGAAGGCUUGAACGUUAUUGUAAGUAACAAUAACAAGGCUAAUUGUAACCGGCGAAAAUGCGUGUGGAAUUAAAUAAUACGGCAGUGGGAGCAUUGAUGUUAAGCAAAGCUAAUUCUUCCUUCUCAUUUCAUACUGAAUCAACAUUGAAGAUUAAACAUUUCGAAAUCACUGUUAUCUGUUCUUAAUACGUUAUUGGUCAUUGGGAUUUUUUGACCAAAUUAAUUAUCGAAAAACAUAAAUUCAGUUAUUAGGUGCUUUCGUAUAUUGAAUUUUCGAGUUGACAUUAAUUCAUAAAUCCACUUAUUAGAUUGUUACUUUUUGUAGUUAUCUAAUAUUUAAAAAAUGUUUGAAGUGACAAAAAAAGAAGGAAAGAAGAAAUUAUUACUAAGGUAAAUUCAUGCGACUAAAGAUGAAGUAAGGUAAGAUUAAUGCUUACUGGUAGAAGUAUGUUCUGUUUAGUAUUUGGGAUAAAUAUCUAUGAUGCAUUAUAAAGGGACUUUGAAAAUUUUAUCAGCUUAGUUAAUUGAUUGCCAGAAUACACCAAAACAAAUCAAUUGAAGAAGAUAGAUUUCUGUUUGGCGAAAAAGUAAAAACAGCUUUGAUUUUUUCAUGUCAUCUCAUAAUACAAAGAACAUUACACAUAACGACUAAUUCGACAUGAUCGGGCGACCGGGCAAUAGAUGGCU
Molecule: messenger RNA, 3531 nt
Organism: Diprion similis
Lineage: Eukaryota; Metazoa; Arthropoda; Insecta; Hymenoptera; Diprionidae
Product: zinc finger protein 2-like
Exons: 11
Coding region: 283-2223 (646 amino acids)
Biological process (GO): cell fate commitment; regulation of transcription by RNA polymerase II
Cellular component (GO): nucleus; cytoplasm
Molecular function (GO): histone deacetylase binding; DNA-binding transcription factor activity; RNA polymerase II cis-regulatory region sequence-specific DNA binding
Source: RefSeq, a predicted model, not a curated record